This is a messenger RNA of Paracoccidioides brasiliensis Pb18, 504 nucleotides long. RefSeq lists its product as uncharacterized. The transcript has 2 exons. The record is from RefSeq and is a predicted model, not a curated record. Gene Ontology annotation, cellular component: endoplasmic reticulum; cytosol. The coding region runs from base 1 to 504 and encodes 167 amino acids.
AUGGCAACCUCCGUCGCGCAAAAGCGCCUCUUCCACGAAUACAAGCUGCUUUGCACAAAUCCCCCGGACGGCAUCACUGCCGGUCCUAUCAGCGAAGAUGACUUGUUCCUGUGGGAAGCGUUAAUCCAGGGCCCCGAGGGCACACCCUUUGAGAACGGUGUCUUUGCUGCUGAACUCAAGUUUCCCAGAGAUUAUCCACUUAGCCCACCCAUGAUGAGGUUUCUGGGCGGGGGUGUCUGGCAUCCGAACGUAUACCCCAACGGCACCGUUUGCAUCUCCAUCCUCCACCCCCCCGGUGACGACCCAAACCACUACGAGCACGCCUCGGAGCGCUGGAGCCCCAUCCAGUCUGUCGAAAAGAUUCUCAUUUCGGUUAUGAGUAUGCUUGCGGAGCCGAAUGAUGAGAGCCCGGCGAAUCUGGAGGCGGCUAAGAUGUGGAGGGAUCAGAGGGAAGAGUAUGAGAGAAGGGUUCGGGGGGAGGUGAGGAGGAGCUUGGGUCUUUGA